Molecule: messenger RNA, 5695 nt
Organism: Equus quagga
Lineage: Eukaryota; Metazoa; Chordata; Mammalia; Perissodactyla; Equidae
Gene: GCNT1
Product: glucosaminyl (N-acetyl) transferase 1
Exons: 4
Coding region: 987-2375 (462 amino acids)
Cellular component (GO): membrane
Molecular function (GO): beta-1,3-galactosyl-O-glycosyl-glycoprotein beta-1,6-N-acetylglucosaminyltransferase activity
Source: RefSeq, a predicted model, not a curated record
GCCCCCUGCUCGGCCGCCCGCCGGCCGGGGAGGGAUGGGCGGGAGGACCGAGGGAGCCGGCUCCCUCCCGGGGCCCCUCUGCCCGAGCGGGGUGGGCUCCGCCGGGGAAGAGGCCGCGCAGCCGGGGCAGGAGAGAGAGGACGCGCGGUGGGGAUCCGCGGCGAGCGCGUGCGCCCGGGGCCGGGGAUGGCUCAGGGCGCCCUCCCUAGACUCCGCUCUUCCCUCGGACCAGUGGAGUCAGGGGCCAGGUCUCUGGUGCCCACUGUCACCUGGAAGCCACUUCUUCUGGCCUCUUUUCCCCUGGUCCGCGUAGCGAGUAGGAGCUUAGAAAUCGGAGGAGUUGCUGCGGGCGUGGGUAGGCGGAGAGCGAUCAGUCGCUCACUGCCAUCCCUUGGGUGCCAGCGGCUUUAACUUCGUUUAAUCCCAGCCAUCGCCCUGCGAGGAGGCAUUAUUACCCCCGUUUUACUGAUAAAGAAGCCGACACCAGGACGAUAAGAGACUCGCCCUGGGGCAAACCACUGGACAGGAGACGCCAGUCCGGGGGCCCGAAGCCCUCGCGCUUCCCCCUGGCUCCCGGCUCCCCCAUCCUUCACGCGCGCGUCUGGGAAACUCGCGCGGCGGAGUGGAACCAGCCUUUCGAAGUGGAAGCGGCUCUGGCUCGCAGCUUCUCCCCUGGCGGCGCUUUCUCUCUGCACAGCGCAGACAGGGGCGCGCUCGCCUGCCCCGCGCUCCUCGUCGUUCGCGGUGGAUGAGGUCGCCUGCAGAUCCGGCCGCGCCCGGGCACUGCCCAGGUGGAGAUUGUUUAAAAAGCCUCAUGGGACAUGACACCAUUGCUGGAUGGCUACUACAUUCAAGAAACCCGACUGCAUGAGAGGCACUCUACCUGGGCAAAGGAUGUUACCUGGAAUCAGAACUAAAUGAUCCAAACUUUCCUUAACCCUAAAUGUGCUAUUUUCCAUUUCAAGAUGUCUUUACACUUCUGAUAAAUGCAAACUGACAACUCUCAAGGCCACGACAGGGAAAACCAUUACUGCUUGAAGCCCAGAAGACUGCCCUUAAUGAAGGAAAGUCCCCGAUUGUUGUUUGAGAUGCUGAGGAAGUUACUGCGGAGAAGACUUUUUUCUUAUCCCACAAAAUACUACUUCUUGCUGCUUGUUUUUUCCGUAGUCACCUUCUCUGUUUUAAGAAUUCAUCAAAAGCCUGAAUUUGUAAGCGUUGGACAUUUGGAGCUGGUUGGCGAGAAUCCUAGUAGUGAUAUUAAUUGCACCAAAGUUUUACAGGGUGAUGUUGAUGAAAUCCAAAAGGUAAAGCUUGAGAUUCUAACAGUGAAAUUUAGAAAGCGCCCCCGGUGGACAGCCUACGACUACAUAAACAUGACCAGUGAUUGUACUUCUUUCAUCAAGAGGCGCAAAUAUAUUGUAGAACCCCUUAGUAAAGAAGAGGCAGAGUUUCCAAUAGCAUAUUCUAUAGUCGUUCAUCACAAAAUUGAAAUGCUUGACAGGCUCCUGAGGGCCAUCUACAUGCCACAGAAUUUCUAUUGCAUUCAUGUGGACAGAAAAUCAGAGGAUUCCUUUUUGGCGGCGGUGAUUGGCAUCGCAUCCUGUUUCAGUAAUGUCUUUGUGGCCAGUCAGCUGGAGAGCGUGGUGUACGCCUCAUGGAGUCGCGUUCAGGCUGACCUCAACUGCAUGCAGGACCUUUACAGAAUGAGUGCAGACUGGAAGUACUUGAUCAAUCUUUGUGGUAUGGAUUUUCCUAUUAAAACCAACCUGGAAAUUGUCAGGAAGCUCAAGUCGUUAAUGGGAGAAAACAACCUAGAAACUGAGAGAAUGCCAUCCAAUAAAAAAGAAAGGUGGAAAAAGCAUUAUGCAGUUGUAAAUGGAAAGCUGACAAACACAGGGACUGACAAAGUGCACCCUCCUCUUGAAACGCCUCUGUUUUCAGGCAGUGCCUAUUUUGUGGUCAGUAGGGAGUAUGUGGAGUACGUUCUAGAGAAUGAAAAAAUCCAGAAGUUUAUGGAGUGGGCCAAAGACACAUACAGCCCGGAUGAGUAUCUCUGGGCCACUCUUCAGCGGAUCCCUGAAGUCCCAGGCUCGCUGUCCUUAAGCCAUAAGUAUGACAUGUCCGACAUGCAUGCGAUUGCUAGAUUUGUCAAGUGGCAGUACUUUGAAGGUGACAUUUCCAAGGGUGCCCCCUACCCACCCUGCAGCGGGGUCCACGUGCGUUCUGUGUGCGUCUUUGGAGCAGGUGACUUGAACUGGAUGCUGCGCAUGCACCACUUGUUUGCCAAUAAGUUUGACACGGACAUUGACCUCUUUGCCAUCCAGUGUUUGGAUGAGCAUCUGAGGCAUAAAGCCCUGGAGACGUUAAAACACUGACCAUUUGUUGUAGACAAUUUUAGAAACAAUCAGAAGGAUGCAUGAGAGGUGCCCCCUCUGAUGCUUCUGCCCUGUUAACAAACAUCAGAAAAACUAUAGCAGGUGGGGACUCUUAAUUCUUCAUGUCAGAGAAGCUACAUGGUUUCUGCAGAACACAGUCAGUUAGAAAGGUUCCAGCAUUAAAUGUUGACCUAGAGUUAAUGUGACGCCAGGGCAGGUUGCAAGGCAUUGUCGGGAGAGGUGGCCAGGGAAGAGGCCGAAUAUAAAAACCAGCCUACUGGGGCCGGCCCUGUGGCCGAGUGGUUGAGUUCACGUGCUCCGCUUCGGCAGCCCAGGGUUUUGCAGGCUCGAAUCCUCUGUGCAGACAUGGUACCACUCGUCAAACCAUGCUGAGGCAGCGUGCCACAUGCCACGACUAGAAGGACCCACAACUAAAAAUAUACAACUAUGUACCAGGGGGUUUGGGAGAAAAAGGAAAAAUAAAAAAACUUUAAAAAACACAAAAACCCAGCCUAUUAAAAGUGCUCAGGGACUUAAAACAAGAUUUGACCUGUGCCAAAAUUACUCUGAGAGCUUUAAAUAUGACAGUUUUCCUGAUUUGAAUACAUUUAUAGCAACAACCAAUCGUAAGGAUGUAAUUUAACUUAUAGGUUAUGUUUGUUGAAAUAGAAAUUUUGACUUUAAAUGAUCCUUCUAAAUAAUUCAGUUUCUGCUGUCAUAUUGCUCUAUGUAGUGUAUCUGUAUGUCAUCUCAGGGAACUUGAAAAAUGGGCUUGAUUGAACCUGAAUAUUUCUGACAAAUUUUUUGCUUCUAACAAUAUGCAUUUGUUUUUAAAAACAAAAAACUGGCUAUUUCCGGUUUAGUUGAUUCUAUGAAUCGUCUUAGGUUAUUAGAAAAGAUAUCAUCUUAGAUUAUUAGAAAAGUUAAGUAUCUUUGUCUGUUGUUACCAGUUUCUACAGAGUAACACUCAGUUUUUCCAAAUAUUUGUUUCUCUAUUGUUCCCUUCAGUCUCCCUAGACCUUGCUAUCAAGCUGUAUAAAAACUUGUUUUCCUAGUGCCCUGUGUGGCUGCCUCAGCUCUCUUGAGUGAUCCGAUCCACGGUAAUUAGUGUGGAGAACUAAGACACAAAGGUGAAGUUGGUAUGGGAGAGGGGAAGAGAAGGAGUCAUAUUUAGACAAUUUCUGAGGCCUAUGAUGAAUGUUAAAACCCAGUAGUGGGCACUAUUCCUAGACAUUGAGACUGUUGCUCUUGGGAUCCACUUGUGUCCAGCCUCCCAGGGUGUUGCAUGCUUAUGUCACCUUUGUCUCCAUUUGAAAGGAACUGGCUCCUGCUCUCCUCUCUUCUUCAUGUUCCCUGCCCGUUGGUUGUUCCUUAGCCCUUGUAAGUUUCUUUCUGUCCUAGAACCUAUGAGGAGGGAAGAGCUGUUACGUUGUUCCGCAUGAAGGCCUGGGAACCCUAAAGGGAAUGUUAGGUUUGGGGCAGAUGGUUUCAGUAUUGGUAUUAUUCAUAGCAUAUUGUUUUUACUCUACUUUUUUGCCAAAAGACGGAUGAUUUAAGGUUGCUUUUGUGCUGUCUCAUAUCUCAAAGUAAAUGAAGAUUUUUUUCAAAACUUGCUCUUUUGCUAAACUGAUACCAUUCAGCCAAUGAUCUAACUGGAAAUGUUUAUCAUUUAGCUUGGACUUUUAAACAAGAAUCAAAAUGAUGUACUUUAUUUUUAAAACAUAGCCCACUUAAAUGGUACAUGAGAAGUUUGUGAUAUCAGUUUUCAGACAUUCAACUGAGAAAACAUUUUUAUUCCUCAAAGGUAGAAAGCAUUUUUAUUUUAUGGAGAGCUUUGUUAUACUGGCCCUCCCGAAAGAAAGCUUCAGUUUUUUAAACCUUUCUCAUCAUUUGUAAACGUGCAAGUCAGUGGAUUGCUGUGUGUUGCAUGAUUUGAUGUGGCAGCCAAUAUUGGACCCAAAAAAACAUACUUGCUUUGAAAACUCAAGAAAUGAUGUCAGUGAGGCCAUUAUAUGCAUAGUGUUCCAUCUCCAUGACUGUCUGGACCUGUUUAUUCUUUGAUUGCAUGUGAAAUAUUUCUCCCGUGCUCUCUCUUAGCAGAAAGAUUUUACCUUUAAGGUAGGGCAUUUUUGCUCUAAAAUCAGUGAUAUUCAGUGACACUUUGUGUCUGUGCCUUGUAUUUUCACUCUAUUCAUGGUGUCUUGUCUUAUGGACAUUUUUUCAUUUUGAAAUUUUCAAAUCUAUGGGAAAGUUGAAAACAAUAGUACAGUGGACCCCAUAUAACCCUCACCUGGAGUCACUGGUUGUUAACAUCAUGCCCAUUUGCUUUAAAUUAUAUGAAUUUUUGAAUUAAGCAAAGUUGAACGUUAAAAAUAUAUAUGUAAAUACCUGAAGUUCAUGUCAUUCAUCUCAGUACUCUUAUUCUGGUGUGUCUGCGUCUGAUUUACAUUUAAAUUGGCAGGUUUUGAGGGACUUUUCUCUACCGUAGGUAUAAAAAUAGGACUCUGAAGGCCAUUCUCCCAAGCCCGAUGCUGCAACUGUGGACCCACCAUCUGUCCUGUAGCUGUGGUACCUCAUCUUUCUGGAAUAGCCCUUGUUGAGACGUGUCCCAACAUUACCCUAUUGCUAAUGCCUCUUAGAGGGAUUGUAUGUAAUUCGUUAUUUUUAUACUAUCCAGCAUAACUUAAAGCAAAUGAAAAUCAUACUACUGGGACCAGCAAUUUGAAGAGUCAAAAAGACAGUUUCAACAGGAAGUCUAUGGUGCAUUCAGGAGGAGCAAAAUACAAGUUCUUUGGGAAAGUUAUAGAAGUUGUUUAAGUUGCUUCAUGUAUGUCAGUUAUUAAACACUUAAUUUCUUUAACUGUCAUUUAAGGUCUUUUGUAGGGAAUUAUUAGAAAUCAUUCACAAAUAAAUCUUUAAACAUACAUGAACUGCACUUUUGUGAUGAAAGGAUUAUUCUAGUUAAGAAAGUACUGCAUCAAGAUUCACGUAUUAAGGACAAGAGUUAACAAAAAACAGUUCUUUUUUAGGCAAUUACCUAGGCUCUUCCCAGACCAUGGUAAACAGCUGCUCAGCCUUGCAAAUGUGAAGCAUUAUUGUCUCUAAACAUGUAUUUGUGUCAUUCAUCCAGUACAAUUCACUUAAAUGAAAUAACAUAAGUGGAUUUUCUUUUGUAGUUAUUUGUUGGGGAGGAAGCCAUAUUUUGACUCAUUUCAUCUGUAGGGUCAAUUGAACUGGACUUUUUCAGUUGGCUUAGAAAAAUAAAAAUCAUUUCUUGUUACGUUCAAUAUAAAAUAAAUGCAAUACUAUUAAAUGGCAAA